Molecule: messenger RNA, 1906 nt
Organism: Liolophura sinensis
Lineage: Eukaryota; Metazoa; Mollusca; Polyplacophora; Chitonida; Chitonidae
Product: cryptochrome-1-like
Exons: 12
Coding region: 239-1906 (555 amino acids)
Biological process (GO): entrainment of circadian clock by photoperiod; negative regulation of DNA-templated transcription; circadian regulation of gene expression
Cellular component (GO): nucleus; cytoplasm
Molecular function (GO): DNA binding; FAD binding
Source: RefSeq, a predicted model, not a curated record
ACUGUCUGUGCCUUGCGGGUACGGGGGAAAGUAAACAGCGAAUAGAGCAUUAAUUAUGACCACAGUGAGGUGUAACUGGUGAGGCAAUAAGACUCAAAUGUUUUGCCGUCACCUACAUUACGUGGCAUAACUGUCCUGUAGUGUGGCGUACAGGUAAAAUAGCACUGGCCGAUGUCGUUGCAUUCGUAAGCUGCAAGCGUGCAAAUAUUCCCUGGCAGGUGCAGCUUCAUUAGGAAGUAUGAAUACAACUGCAAGCAAAAGGAAGUGUGAAAUAUCGGCUCAGACUUCAAUUCAUUGGUUUCGCCAUGGACAACGCCUUCAUGACAAUCCAGCUCUGCUAGAUGCUCUUGAUGGUUGUGAUACAUUAUAUCCAGUUUUUAUUUUUGAUGGACAGGUUGCAGGAACAGAUACAGCUGGGUAUAAUCGUUGGAGAUUUCUUCUUGAGAGCCUUGAAGAUUUAGACAGACAGUUUCAAAAGCAUGGUGGCCGGCUGUAUGUAUUCAAAGGAGAUCCAGUAGUUGUUCUCAAGAACUUAUUCAAGGAAUGGGGAGUGACAAAACUAACCAUCGAGCAGGACCCAGAACCGAUAUGGCAGGACCGGGACUGCAGAGUUAAGUCCCUUUGUGAAGAUGAAGGAGUGACCUGUGUGGAGAAGAUCUCUCACACUCUUUGGAACCCUCAUGUAAUAAUAAAGCUGAAUGGUGGCCUUCCCCCUGUCACAUACAUGCUGUUCAAUCAGGUCGCCAGAUCUACAGGUAAACCAGACAGACCCGUGGGUGACCCGGACUUCACAAAGGUCAAGCUACCUGUGUCUGACAAUCACUCUGAACAGUUUGGGGUGCCCUCCCUGGCUGAUAUGGGAGUGAAGCCCGAGUGCAAAGAGCAGGAUGAUAGAAUUAACAAGUGGAUGGGAGGAGAGACCAAGGCAUUAGAGCUGCUUGAGUCCAGACUCAAACUGGAGGCUGAGGCGUUUGAGAAGAACAUCUUCCUGCCCAAUCAGCAUCAGGUGGACCUGAUUGGCUCACCCAUGAGCUUGAGCGCUUACCUCAGGUUCGGCUGUGUCUCUGUCAGGAAGUUUUACUGGGGCAUUCAGGACACCUAUGUUAAGUUGAAGGGAAAAGAUGCCCCGCUGUCAGCAACAGCUCAGUUAAUGUGGCGAGAGUACUUUUACACCAUGUCCCUAAACAACAUUAACUAUAACAAAGUGGAAAACAAUCCCAUUUGUCUGAAAAUCAACUGGAUUAAGGAUGACAAAAAACUAGAGAGGUGGUUACAGGGGGAAACAGGUUUUCCAUGGAUAGAUGCCAUCAUGAAGCAGCUGAGGGCAGAGGGGUGGGUGCAUCAGGCUGCCCGCCAUGCUGUAGCCUGUUUUCUGACUCGCGGGGACCUCUGGCUUAGCUGGGAAGAUGGACUGAAGGUAUUUUAUAAAUAUUUGCUGGAUGCUGAUUGGUCAGUGUGUGCUGGGAACUGGAUGUGGGUUGCAAGCUCUGCGUUUGAGGAUGUCCUCCAGUGUCCAAAGUGUUUCUGUCCAGUACGCUAUGGUAUCCGCAUGGACCCUAAAGGAGCAUAUAUCAGAAGAUACUUGCCUGUUCUGAAGGAGAUGCCUUUACGUUACCUCUUCCAGCCGUGGAAGGCUCCUCUAGAGGUGCAGGAAGCGGCGGGCUGCAUUGUGGGCAAGGACUACCCGUCUCCCAUGGUGGAUCACAUGCUGGCAGCGAAGGUGAACAGGAAGAAAAUGAUGGACAUUAAGGAGAUAAUGAAGACUGAUACAGGUAAGCAGUAUUGUGCACCAGUGAACCAGACAGAGGUGGGACAGUUUGCAUUCUUACAGGAACUGACUGACCCCAGCAACACAUGCCUCUCCGAUGUCACCUGUCAAGCUCUCAAUGUCCAGGAAUGUAUGUAG